Schizosaccharomyces octosporus yFS286 is the source of this 783-nucleotide messenger RNA. RefSeq names its product pantoate-beta-alanine ligase. NCBI's taxonomy places the organism in Eukaryota, Fungi, Ascomycota, Schizosaccharomycetes, Schizosaccharomycetales, Schizosaccharomycetaceae. Gene Ontology annotation, molecular function: pantoate-beta-alanine ligase activity. Gene Ontology annotation, cellular component: cytosol. The coding region runs from base 1 to 783 and encodes 260 amino acids. The record is from RefSeq and is a predicted model, not a curated record. Gene Ontology annotation, biological process: pantothenate biosynthetic process. The transcript has a single exon.
AUGGGCAAUUUGCAUGAGGGUCACUUAACAUUAGUAAAAAAGGCAAAGGAAUAUGGAACAAAAGUUGUGGUUAGCAUUUUCGUCAAUCCUAUGCAAUUCAAUAACCAAAACGACUUGAAUGCUUAUCCUCAGACUUUGGAAGAGGACAAUGAAAAGCUAAAGGGAUUAAACGUCGAUUUAGUUUUUACACCAACAGUACAAGAAUUAUACCCGACUGGUUCUACAGGGAUCACCUUCGUGGAGACUCCAAAGUUAUCUGAAAUGCUGGAGGGUGCUAGUCGACCAGGACAUUUUCGUGGUGUGACUACGGUUGUAAGCAAAUUAUUUCACAUAGUAGAACCGGAUGUAGCAUGUUUUGGCGAAAAAGAUUUCCAGCAAUUGGCGAUUCUACGGAAAAUGGUACAUGAUUUGGAUUUUGGCAUUGAGAUCAUCGGCGUUCCGACAGUUCGUAACGAAAAUGGUUUGGCUUUGAGUUCUCGAAAUGGAUAUUUGACGCAAGAACAACUCGAGGUUGCCCCUAAUCUGUAUGAAGUAUUAUUUGGAGUGGUGAGGAAAAUAGACCAAGGUCAUCGAGACUUUGCUACCUUGCUUCAAGUGUGCGAUAGUGAAUUGCGCAAAUUUGGGUUUAUUCCUGAUCAAAUUGAGAUUCGUGAUGCAGAUACUCUCGAAUCUUGCAACCACGAUACCAAGCGUAUGGUUUUACUCGCUGCAGCUUGGCUGGGCAAGGCAAGAUUAAUCGAUAAUAUCCAAAUCAACACCCAAUAUGAUAUCCCAAGCCAAUAA